CUUGCUGUUUUUGCGGUUUGUGCGUUAUUUGUUUGCAUUGUGUUUUUUAUUCUACAUGUUUAUGCAUAUUUAAUUUUAAAAAAAGUCAUGGAUGUCCAAAAGCAUUCUGUACAUACGUUAGUUUUUCGAUCUUUGAAAAGAACCCAUGAUAUGUUUUUGUCUGAUCAAGCUAAUCCUCCACCACCUAAUGAAGUGAGUGACAGGUUGAAAAGAAUGAUAAAAGCAAGAGAUGAGUUUGGAUCAGUGAUGCAUCUUGUGAAGAAUAAAAAUAUCCAUGAUGACGGUAAAGAAGAUUCUCAUAUGGAUAAUUCUAGAAAUGAAGAAAGCAGUAUCAACAAUUUUGAACGAAGAACAAUAGUUAGUGAGUUCGAAGGACGGGAACUUUAUGAAACAGAUGCACCGCCACCAGGAAUGGAGGAUAUGUACCAGACUCCAACACCUGCCGUGCCACCGUCUCAAGCAUUGGUUCUGGCCGGACAACAGCAACAAGCUUUAACUUUAAGACGUAUGCCUAGUAUUCCUAAACCUCAAUGGCAUCCCCCAUGGAAAUUAUACAGAGUUGUAAGUGGACAUUUAGGUUGGGUUCGAUGCUUAGCAGUUGAGCCUGGAAAUGAAUGGUUUGCUACCGGAUCCAAUGACAGAAUAAUAAAAAUCUGGGACCUUGCAAGUGGAAAAUUAAAACUUUCUCUAACUGGACACAUCAGUGCUGUAAGAGGCCUUGCCAUCAGUGCUCGACAACCAUAUUUAUUUUCAUGUGGUGAAGACAAACAAGUUAAAUGUUGGGAUUUAGAAUACAACAAAGUAAUAAGACAUUAUCAUGGUCAUUUGAGUGGCGUGUAUGCUAUAGCUCUUCAUCCAACUAUUGACAUAUUAGUCACUGGUGGUCGAGACUCGACUGCUAGAGUAUGGGAUAUGAGAACAAAAGCUAACAUUCAUACGUUAUCAGGUCAUACCAAUACAGUUGCUAGUGUUCAGUGUCAAGCUACAGAACCACAAGUUAUGACCGGUAGCCAUGACUGUACCAUUCGUCUUUGGGAUUUAGUUGGUGGUAAAACUCGAGUUACCCUGACGCAUCACAAGAAGAGUAUCCGAGCUCUGCUUAUUCAUCCAACACUGAACAUGUUUGCAUCUGGUGCUCCAGACAACAUCAAACAGUGGAGGUGUCCUGAUGGAAAUUUUGUCCAAAAUUUGAGUGGUCACAAUGCUAUUGUAAACUGCCUUGGUAUCAAUUCUGAUAAUGUUUUAGUGUCUGGCGGAGAUAACGGUACUCUUUACUUUUGGGAUUGGAAAACUGGCUACAAUUUUCAGAGACUUCAAGCACCUGUGCAGCCUGGUUCUAUUGAUUCUGAAGCAGGUAUUUUUGCUUGUACUUUUGACCAAAGUGGAAGUCGACUUCUAUCCGCAGAAGCUGAUAAAACUAUCAAAAUUUUUAAAGAAGAUGAAACUGCAACUGAGGAAACUCAUCCUGUUAACUGGAAACCAGAAAUUUUGAAAAGGAAAAGAUUCUAAAUUGUUAUAUCUUUUAGUUGUUGUGAUCAGUUCUAUAUUGAUUGGCAUCUGAAAUUUAUACAUUUUAAAAUGUAUUCUCAUAAUUUUACAUUUUUUUUUCUUGUUACAAUACUCUAAAUUCAAAAUAAUCAUUGUUAUUAUAUUAAAUCCUGUUAUGUUGUAUUUUUCACUUUUAGCAUAAUAAAUUGUUUAUCAUUUCA
Argiope bruennichi is the source of this 1709-nucleotide messenger RNA. It is a transcript of the gene Tango4, whose product is annotated as pleiotropic regulator 1-like. The transcript has a single exon. Gene Ontology annotation, molecular function: protein binding. Gene Ontology annotation, biological process: mRNA splicing, via spliceosome. The record is from RefSeq and is a predicted model, not a curated record. Gene Ontology annotation, cellular component: catalytic step 2 spliceosome; Prp19 complex; precatalytic spliceosome. The coding region runs from base 88 to 1509 and encodes 473 amino acids. Lineage: Eukaryota; Metazoa; Arthropoda; Arachnida; Araneae; Araneidae.